UUAAAAGCGGGAGCAAACACAUGUCGAAGCAGAGUCAGAGCACUCAGACAGUAAAGGAAUGAAAUUAUGUUUGAGCGCGACUUUCAGGCAGGAGGACAAACAGAGACGCGCGCUGUGAACCUUACCGCAGAAAACGCUGUUUCGCGCGGAGCUGUCCAAGGUGGAGUAGGAUGAUGGGAUGAAGCACCUGUUGCUAUGCCAAUAUCUACAAACGAGAACGAUGAUGCAAUCAAUCCAUCUCUGCUUGGAAUGCUGAAAUUUGGUUAUAUUAAUGGAUUGACCCGCAUAAGCCAUUUAAGCGCUAGAUAUUAAAUGCAAAACUUUUCAGGUUUAAACCCUCACCAUGGCUGGAUGUCGGAUGCGCUGAUGUUAAACUCUAAAUAAUCAGUUUCAUCUGGAAACCAUUAGGCUACACUUUGGUCAAUGAUUCACGAGGCUAAUCCCCACGAGUGCCCAUUUUAAUUCAACACCGUGAUAUGGACGUGGAAAAAGUCAGUUGUGUUAACGAAAUGCCGCGAGGUGCUGGGAGAGACGCUCGCGCUGCAGGGUUCGCGGCUCGCUGAUCCCCUCACACACUUCACGCGCGUCAAUGACGCUGGCUCCUUGGUUAAAGCUGGCGAGGCUCGGCCUGCUGACUGCCUGGCUUUACUCAUGGCUGCUGGUGGAGGGAUGCGGACCAGGUCCAGGUUACGGCACUCGCCAUAGGCAACGCAAGUUGACUCCAAUGUCGUACAAGCAGUACGUGCCCGGUGUCUCUGAGAACAACCUGGGAGCGAGCGGAAGAGCGGAGGGCAGGAUAACGCGCAGUUCGGAACGCUUCAAUGAGCUCGUGUGUAACUAUAACACUGACAUUGACUUCAAAGACGAGGAACACACCAAAGCUGACCGGUUCAUGACCAAGCGCUGUAAGGACUGCCUCAAUAAACUGGCAAUAGCAGUAAUGAACCAGUGGCCUGGGGUCCGACUGCGAGUGACGGAAGCCUGGGAUGAGGAUGGCCAUCACCCUCCUGGUUCUUUGCAUUAUGAGGGCCGUGCGGUUGACAUCACCACCUCAGACAGGGACACAAAAAAAUAUGGACUACUUGCACAGUUGGCAGUUGAGGCUGGAUUUGACUGGGUGUACUAUGAAUCCAAGUACCAUGUGCACUGCUCUGUCAAAGCUGAUCACUCAGUUGCUGUAGAAAAAGGUGGCUGCUUUUCAGGAUCGGGGCUUGUGACAAUGGCUGAUGGCGUGCAAAAACCUUUGUCGUGUUUGCGGCCUGGCGAGAAGGUGCUUUCCUUGUCUGAGUCAGGUGAAGUUGUUCUCAGUCGGGUACUUCUCUUUUUACAUCUGGAUAGAGAGAGCAGAACCAUGUUCUUUAUUUUUACCACUGAAAAUGGAAAACGAAUGGCGCUUACUCCCAAUCACCUCAUUUUUGCGACUCCCAAUCUCAAACUGCACCACCAUGAGUAUGAAGCUAUGUUUGCCAAAAACGUUAGGACUGGGGACUAUAUACUUACUACUGGGGACAACAGAAGACUUCAGCCAUCUAAAGUGGUCUCAAUUUCACUGGAGGAGAUGAUGGGGGUUUAUGCUCCUUUGACAGAACAUGGGAACUUAUUUGUGGAUGGUGUGUUGGUAUCCAACUACGCUUCUGUUGAGGAUCACAGACUCGCACACUGGGCAUUUUGGCCUUUCCGUGUUCUUUUUCGCUUUUUCCAGACAGUAAUGGAAGAGAACUCACAAAGAGUGGUGGUUAACAGUAGUGCCAUGGUCCCUAAUAUCUGUUCCACAGAUCAGACCUUCCUCACAAAUGUGAUGCACAAUAGUUCUUCCAACAUAUGCAAGAAAUUCCCAGAAGUCACAGUGGAAACGGAAAAUGAACACAGUUUUUUGCAACAAAAGGAAGUUUACUGGUAUGCAAGGCUUUUGCACACAUUAGGACAGAUAUUUCUUGACCCUCAGAAGUUUUACUGAUGGUCAAGACAGGGAAUAUGCAAACAUAAUGUCAACUGCAAAAUAAAUUAUAGCUUUUUUAAAAACUACUGACCAAAAAGGAAAUGAAAUAGGCACUAUAACUGGUAUAAUUACUCACCACAUAUAAUGUCCAGUUACAGUUACUUCUUACAUUUAGAAUUUGUAAAUGUG
This is a messenger RNA of Sinocyclocheilus rhinocerous, 2128 nucleotides long. RefSeq names its product sonic hedgehog protein A-like. NCBI's taxonomy places the organism in Eukaryota, Metazoa, Chordata, Actinopteri, Cypriniformes, Cyprinidae. The transcript is spliced from 3 exons. The record is from RefSeq and is a predicted model, not a curated record. Gene Ontology annotation, molecular function: calcium ion binding; patched binding. The coding region runs from base 590 to 1957 and encodes 455 amino acids. Gene Ontology annotation, biological process: cell-cell signaling; cell fate specification; regulation of gene expression.